AUGGGACUUGUUCUUCAGUUUGCUGGCAGACUGUAUCCCCAGAAGGAUGACCGCGCCCGCCGACUUGUUCCCCAGAUGGAGGCGGAGGCGAAGUCGCUGUUGGGCCCCAGCGGGGCCGCGCUGCAGCAGCUGGGGGUGUGGCGCCCCCCCGCCACCGGGCCGGCCGGCCCCCGACUGCUGAGUGCGCUCUUCAUCAUCGCCACCAACGCGCUCGUGUCCGCCGCUAGUGCCGUGCAGCUCAUCAUCGACACCCCGACGGACUCAGAGACGCUGCGCGACGUCUUCUUCCAGACCACUUGCGGCUGCGCCUGGGCCCUCAGGAUGGUGCUGUUCAUGCAGCAGAGGGCUCGCCUGGGACGUCUGGUGUUGACGCUGCUCGACACAAGGAAGCGAUACGCAGAGCGAGUCCCAGGGAUCAGGAGUAGAUACGACCGAUCUGCCGCAGUGGUCUUCUUGGCCUGGCAGGUGCUGCCGCUGACGUCCGUGUCGCUGUGGGCUCUGGGUCCGGUGACUGGCGCUCCGGAGUCGGUGACGGUGGGCAACUCCACAAUGGUGGUGCGCCGCGAGCCACUGGUCCUCUGGCUGCCGCUCGACACCCAGCAGUCGCCCACCUACGAGAUCGUCUUCGCACUGCAGGUCGUCGGCGUCGUCGCCGUAUCCGAGAUAAGCAUCCUCCUCGACAUUUUCUUCGUCUGCCUCAUGAUCCACGUCAUGGCCGAGAUUGCUGUUCUCAACAAGAACGUCACCAGUAUACGCUUGUUCGGGCAGAAUGGACACCGCAAUCAGCUGCAUGAAGCGAGAGAUGUGACUGCCGCUGGUCGACAGAGAUAUAAUGAUGGAGAGCAGUACACAGACGGCGACGAGUCUGUCGAAUGGACAUCUGCAGUAACUGAACCACUUCCGAACAGCACAUUUGUCUCCUCGCAGGACGUGGAUGACGCAAAGAGACGACUAUACGCCAUUUUAAAGAUGAACAUUCAACACCAUCAGGCUAUUAUGUUGUGCGUCACCGAGCUGGAGGAAGGGAUGAGUAAGUCCACGUACAUCAUUCUGCUAGUGAACGCCCUUACCAUUUGUUUACAUGCCUUCGGAUUUGUUGAGCUUUUCCAAGGAGGCUGGAAAGGACCAGCCGUGGUGAAGAGGCUGCUCGCUUGCCCCAUCUAUAUGGCGCAGACUGCACUCUUCUGCCUCUUCGGACAGUCACUGACGGACCAUAGCGAGCGCCUGCUGGACUCUGCUUUCAGCUGCGGCUGGCCAGGCACCGACGGUCGUUUCUGCAGUGCCCUACUCAUCUUCAUGCAACAGGCGUCGCAGCCUCUCAAGAUCAGGGUGGGUAAGAUCUUCACACUGUCCAGGAACUCUUUCUUACAGGUGUGUAAAAUUUUGUCGGAAAUAACAUGA
This is a messenger RNA of Schistocerca nitens (vagrant locust), 1401 nucleotides long. RefSeq names its product odorant receptor coreceptor-like. Gene Ontology annotation, biological process: sensory perception of smell; detection of chemical stimulus involved in sensory perception of smell. The coding region runs from base 1 to 1401 and encodes 466 amino acids. NCBI's taxonomy places the organism in Eukaryota, Metazoa, Arthropoda, Insecta, Orthoptera, Acrididae. The transcript is spliced from 6 exons. Gene Ontology annotation, molecular function: odorant binding; olfactory receptor activity. The record is from RefSeq and is a predicted model, not a curated record. Gene Ontology annotation, cellular component: plasma membrane.